This is a messenger RNA of Hyaloperonospora brassicae, 792 nucleotides long. Lineage: Eukaryota; Oomycota; Peronosporomycetes; Peronosporales; Peronosporaceae. The record is from the annotation of a GenBank genome assembly.
AUGAAGACCAUGCUCGGUCUCGUUGAAUCGGACACGAAUAAAUUGCUCACCAUUGCAAAGGCCCAUACACUGAGUCAGCAACAAAGUGCUUCCAACGCAGAUCGCGCCAUCGAAUUUUUGACAGCGCUGACCGACAAAAAUCUGGGCCUCUUCAAAAAACAUCUUGUGAAGACGGUUAAAAAGCGUAAACAGCCCGAGGAGUUGGACGCCGACACAUUGGUGGCCAAGUUUUUAGUGACUUCGUUUGGCGACGAGACGCUGGCAAAGGCGUUCGUAAAGCUAGGCGAUGCGGAUGGGCUUCUGGCAGCGUCAAAAGUACGAAGCAUGGUGUUCAGAAAAUGGGCUGCAGAAGGCAAGAAACUGAAAGACAUCAUCCCGUUGUUAAAGGUUACUGACGAUGUCGAAAUCUUUGAACCCCAAGUCACGAACUUCCUGCUCAAGUUCGGCAAGGAAACCGAGGGCCCAGAUUUCCUCAUCUCGGACGUAAACGAAGCUAUGCUCAGGCAUUGGGGUGGCAAUUACGCCAGGUAUAUCUCUGGUAUUCUGCGAUGGGAGGCGAAGCAAGGCGGUGCGGCUAAAUUCACUGCUGGAAGUCGAUACCACUGGGCGUUAUCAGACUUAACGCAAUAUCCAACUUCACCAGAUUCGCUAGUUAAUAAUUUGAAGAUUAUUCAAGGGCAACAUUCCUAUCUCAGGGAUGGCGAAUAUUUACAUCUCACGGACGACCAGCUGAAGAAAGUCGGAGAGGAUUAUGCUCAUGUUCUAAAACUUGUCAGCGGCGAUCCGGUUUGA